UUUCCCUUUGACCUCUCCCAACUCCCACAUUCAAAUUUUUCAAAUUUAUUCCAUUUAAAACCUCUCUCCCUAUUCUUUUCUCUCUAUAAAUAUCCCAUUAAAAUCACCCAAAAAAGAAAGAAAGAAAAAAAAAAGUUUAAUUAAUUGAUGGCUCUACAGAGGAAUAAUUUAGGUUCAAUAAAAGAGCCUCGUUCUGUAGUUAAGAAGUUUCUUGCUAGACCUCAACAUGAAGGCCUUGGAGCUGUUGUUAGAAGAAGCAUCGGCAGGUUUGAGCUUAAAUACUUUGAUCCAUUCCUUGUUCUUGAUGAGUUUUCUGUGAGUGCACCUGGUGGGUUUCCUGAUCAUCCACAUAGAGGAUUUGAAACUGUCACUUACAUGUUACAGGGAGCAAUGAUACAUGAAGAUUUUGAAGGGCAUAAAGGAAGAAUUGAAGGUGGUGACUUGCAAUGGAUGACUGCUGGCAAAGGCAUUGUUCACUCUGAAAUGCCUUCUUCCAUUGGCACCCAACGUGGCUUACAACUUUGGAUCAAUCUUUCCUCCAAACACAAAAUGAUUGAACCGAGGUAUCAAGAAAUACACAACGAGAACAUAGUGGAAGCUACAAGAGAAGGAGUAAAAGUGAGAGUGAUAGCAGGCGAAGCCUUGGGAGCAAAAUCCUCAAUCGACACGAAAACUCCAACCAUGUACUUGGACUUCACUCUUGCCCCAGGAUCUCGCAUCGAGCAGUCAAUCCCAAUGGGAUGGAAUGCGUUCGUGUACGUACUAGAAGGCGAUGGCGGAGUAUUCGGAAGCAUGAAAUCGAUGCCGACGGUUACACCACAUCACCUUCUUUUGUUAGGGAAUGGGGAUGGGUUAGAGGUGUGGAACAAGUCAUCCUCCAAAACCCUAAGGUUCAUAUUGGUUGGAGGUCAGCCAUUGAAUGAGAGUGUUGUGCAGUUGGGGCCAUUUGUGAUGAACACUCAAGAAGAGAUUGACCAAACCAUUGAGGAUUUUGAGAAUUGUACAAAUGGCUUUGAGAGGGCAAGGCAUUGGAAGAGUUCACAACCUUAAUUCAUAAUUACUUAUUGGGAAUUUUUAAAGUUUGUAAAUUAGAAUAUGUGUCAUUUAGAAAUUCAUAUGAAAUUAUUAAUUAUUAAUGUAUUGUUAAUUAAUUACAAUUUAUUCAACAUAAAUAGCUUAAAGUCUCCUUGAAUUUA
Messenger RNA from Cucumis melo (muskmelon), 1196 nucleotides. RefSeq names its product pirin-like protein At1g50590. The transcript is spliced from 5 exons. Bases 148 to 1050 code for a protein of 300 amino acids. NCBI's taxonomy places the organism in Eukaryota, Viridiplantae, Streptophyta, Magnoliopsida, Cucurbitales, Cucurbitaceae. The record is from RefSeq and is a predicted model, not a curated record.